CUGUGUGGUUGGUAGCGACAUUCACGACGUUUUGCGACAUUGCCGUACGUGGACGCUCAACUCUCCCGGGUGAGAUACCGGCUGAGCGGCGCAGUUGCACAGAAAUAUCAAAGAAAGCGACUGGUAGUCCAAUAACACUCUGCACUUUUUGUCAGAUCAAAAGCACACGUGGUUUAUACGUCGUUUCAGCUGCCCGUAAUCGCGCGCGGUAAAUGUGGACUCUUUAGUUGAGCUGAAAGCGACGCGAGGGAAGGCAACUAAUUGUCUAAACGGGGCUUGAAGUAAGUUGCCUCCCCAGCGGCGCUUUAAAGGGAAGCCACAGCCCGGAUCCCCAGAAUAACGGUGAAAAUGGACUAUGAUUUCAAAGUGAAGCUCACCGGGGAGAGAGAACGAGUCGAGGAUCUCUUUGAGUACGAGGGAUGUAAAGUUGGACGGGGGACAUAUGGCCAUGUGUACAAAGCAAAGAGGAAAGAUGGGAAGGAUGAUAAAGAUUAUGCUCUGAAGCAGAUUGAAGGCACAGGGAUCUCUAUGUCCGCCUGCAGAGAGAUAGCACUGCUGCGUGAACUGAAGCACCCCAAUGUGAUCUCACUGCAGAAGGUUUUCCUGUCACAUGCAGACCGCAAAGUGUGGCUUCUCUUUGACUACGCUGAACAUGACCUCUGGCACAUCAUCAAGUUCCACAGAGCCUCCAAGGCCAAUAAGAAGCCUCUUCAGCUGCCCCGUGGGAUGGUAAAGUCAUUGCUCUACCAGAUCCUGGACGGCAUCCACUAUUUGCACGCCAACUGGGUCCUGCACAGAGACCUGAAACCUGCAAACAUAUUGGUAAUGGGAGAAGGUCCUGAAAGAGGACGUGUGAAGAUAGCUGAUAUGGGUUUUGCACGGCUCUUCAACUCACCACUGAAGCCUUUAGCAGAUCUGGACCCUGUAGUUGUUACGUUCUGGUACAGAGCACCAGAGCUGCUGCUGGGAGCCAGGCAUUACACCAAAGCCAUCGAUAUAUGGGCGAUUGGCUGUAUCUUCGCUGAGCUUUUGACCUCAGAGCCUAUCUUCCACUGUCGACAGGAGGACAUCAAGACCAGUAAUCCCUACCAUCACGAUCAGCUGGACCGGAUCUUUAAUGUCAUGGGCUUUCCUGCAGACAAAGACUGGGAGGACAUUAAGAAGAUGCCGGAACACUCUACGUUGAUGAAAGACUUCAGGAGGAAUACAUACACUAACUGCAGCCUUAUAAAGUAUAUGGAGAAACAUAAAGUCAAACCUGACAGCAAAGCAUUCCACUUGCUGCAAAAGCUGCUUACUAUGGACCCAAUCCGCCGAAUCACAUCUGAGCAGGCCAUGCAAGACCCGUACUUCCUGGAGGAGCCUUUACCCACGUCUGAUGUCUUUGCUGGCUGCCAGAUUCCUUAUCCCAAAAGGGAGUUCCUGACGGAAGAGGAGCCGGAAGACAAGGCAGAUAAAGUAAGAAAUAAAAACCAGCAGCAACAACAGCAGGGGAACAACCACACCAAUGGGGCGGGGCACACAGGUAACCCUGACAACAGCCACGCACAAGGCCCGCCUCUGAAGAAGGUGAGAGUGGUUCCGCCCACUACUACCUCAAGUGGCCUGAUCAUGACCUCAGAUUACCAGCGCUCCAAUCCACAUGCUGCCUACCAGAACCCAGGACCAAGCACAUCAUUGCCCCAAAGCAGCAUGGGAUACUCCUCUACCUCCCAGCAGCCUCCACAGUACUCACACCAGACCCACCGCUACUGAGUCAGACCAUGCCCCCCACCCCACCCCCCUUCACAGUGCCCAAUAGGGAGAAUGUACUUAGGGAGGCGGGUGUGGACCUGAGCCGAACCGCCCUCUUACCCCACUGGGCGCUUUGCUGUGCAGCAUUUCCAUAGAGACACCGCAGGAACAAUAACUGUAUACCUAACAUAACAACUAUCACCGUAUCAUACAGCCAACAUUAUACUCCGCUGACAAAAGGAGAAAAAAAUAAAAUAAAAUAAAUAAACUUUAAGUGAAAACAAAUGAAAAAA
This is a messenger RNA of Megalobrama amblycephala (Wuchang bream), 2027 nucleotides long. RefSeq names its product cyclin-dependent kinase 8 (gene cdk8). Gene Ontology annotation, biological process: protein phosphorylation. Gene Ontology annotation, molecular function: cyclin-dependent protein serine/threonine kinase activity; ATP binding; RNA polymerase II CTD heptapeptide repeat kinase activity. The coding region runs from base 349 to 1755 and encodes 468 amino acids. The transcript has 13 exons. Lineage: Eukaryota; Metazoa; Chordata; Actinopteri; Cypriniformes; Xenocyprididae. Gene Ontology annotation, cellular component: nucleus; mediator complex. The record is from RefSeq and is a predicted model, not a curated record.